AUGUUCCCGUCGUGCAUGUCGAUGCUGUCACGGCGACCGGAGCAGUGCGGCCCUCGACCCGGACAGUCGCCCGUCGUACUCAAUGUAUACGAUAUGUAUUGGACCAACUGGUAUACGGCAGGGGCAGGUGUUGGGGUAUUUCACAGUGGUGUACAAGUCCAUGGGUCGGAGUGGGCUUACGGCGGUCACCCUUACGCCUUCACCGGUGUCUUCGAGAUAACGCCGCGAGACGAGAGGGAACUUGGCGAACAGUUCAGAUUCAGACAAAGUGUACACAUAGGAUAUACGGACUUCAGCGAAGACGAGGUACGUCGGUUGGUCACAGAGCUCGGGAAACAGUUUCGCGGUGACAGAUACCACCUUAUGAACAACAAUUGCAACCAUUUCACAUCUGCGUUUUGUUUGGCGUUGUGUGACCGCGACAUCCCUGCGUGGGUGAACCGCCUGGCCUACGUCAGCUCCUGCGUGCCCUUCCUGCAGCGGUGCCUGCCCAAAGAGUGGCUGACGCCGGCGGCGCUGCAGCAGUCGCUCGCCGCGCACUCGCGCUCCUCCUCGCCCAACACGCCGCAAUAG
This is a messenger RNA of Arctia plantaginis, 573 nucleotides long. The record is from the annotation of a GenBank genome assembly. NCBI's taxonomy places the organism in Eukaryota, Metazoa, Arthropoda, Insecta, Lepidoptera, Erebidae.